This is a messenger RNA of Crotalus tigris (Tiger rattlesnake), 672 nucleotides long. Its product is annotated as BPTI/Kunitz domain-containing protein-like. Bases 79 to 516 code for a protein of 145 amino acids. The record is from RefSeq and is a predicted model, not a curated record. The transcript is spliced from 4 exons. Gene Ontology annotation, molecular function: serine-type endopeptidase inhibitor activity. Lineage: Eukaryota; Metazoa; Chordata; Lepidosauria; Squamata; Viperidae.
GAGGGAAGGGGGGGUCAGAGUGCUGCGCUCUUUGCCCGGGAGAGGAGUGGGAGGCGGCUCAGUCGCCCAGCCAGCCCCAUGAGGUCCGGCCGCAGCCUCCUCCUCCUCCUCUGGGGCGUCUUGGCCCUCUGGAGCCCCCUGCUCCCCGCGUCCAACGACUAUGUGACCAGGUGCGCCACCGUCUCCAACAAAUCUAAACGGUGCAGUUCGCCUCAAGAAGUUUUCUUCUACAACAUCACCUCCAAGAAGUGUGAGCGCUUCACUGACUACGCGUGCCCCAACAUCCUCAACCGCUACUUCACCCUGGAGGAUUGCCAGUAUUACUGCGCGCAUGAUGACUACUGCCAGCUGCCUCCUGACCCCGGCCCUUGCCACUUAAAAAAGCCACGUUGGUUUUAUGACCCGAAGACCCAAAGCUGCAAGAGCUUCACCUUCGGGGGCUGCCUGGGGAAUGUCAACAACUUUAAUAACCAAGAUUUGUGCAGUCAGAGUUGCCCCCAAAGAGGCUCUCCCUAAGGGCUCCGUGGAGGGAAGCUUGGCCUGCUUCUUCGUGCUGAAGAAAGAGGGAUGCAUCAGGACGAGGCCAGGCGCAGGGAGCCUCCAGGCGCCUUUGGAAGGAAGGGAAUUCUGGAAUAAAUUAUUGCCCGGAGGAGACGGUGGUCCCGGAUGCUG